Molecule: messenger RNA, 315 nt
Organism: Microsporum canis CBS 113480
Lineage: Eukaryota; Fungi; Ascomycota; Eurotiomycetes; Onygenales; Arthrodermataceae
Exons: 2
Coding region: 1-315 (104 amino acids)
Source: RefSeq, a predicted model, not a curated record
AUGCCUCGUAUCUCUCCCAGUCAGUCAGUCAGUCAGUCAGUCAGUCAGUCAGUAUGGGAGGAGGGAAGCUUGCCCCAAGCUGUUCCCUCGUCAUGCUGCAGACGUCGACGUGGGUUGGUCAGUGGAGACAUGGGUCGAAAUGAAUUGAAACUGCCACCAUCGCGUUUUAUCGUCUUCUCAUUGGCUCACUUGCGCUGGGCCGCAUAUUGCUUUAUCAAGGGGAUGCUGGAGCUAGUUACAUACGUCCGAGAUCAGCAAAACAAUAACAUUUCGCAUAACAGAGUAAACAAAAACAAGCUUACCUUCUCUCGCUGA